UCCACCAAGGAUCGGUGUCGAAAGUGGCAGUGUCUCUGGUGGCUGCGUAUCGCGUGACAACAACGCCAGUUCCGCGAAUAAUUUUGGCAGCCGGCCAGCACUGUCGCACGGUCACGAGUGCGGCCAAGUCGGUGGAUUUUUUGCGAAACCAGUGAUACGAAAACGGGUUUCCCAGGGCAUUUCCCAGGAUGUCCGUGCCUACGACCAACCCAGACAAGCCGGCUACACCGAAUCCCAGCAUCGCCAUCUUGUUUCCGAUUUUAUCAAAGUUUCUCAUUGGAUGGAAGAACUUGUGUCUAAAGUGCGCCGAGUAUAUUCUCCAGCGAGUUUCAUGGAGAAAAACACAAAGGCAGUCUGAACGACGCUAUUACUAAAGAAGACGAUCUACCUGAAGAAAAACAAAACAAAAAGAAAAGUCUAUUUUCAUGCAACUAGUUCCUGGAGUCAUGAAUAUUUCAUUCUCCGCCUGUUUCAUAUUUAUCAUUCCUUUCGUCGACGUUCCUCGCAAGCAAAUCUUCAAGAAAGAACCGGAAGUCCUCCGGUUACCAUUGCUACCGCCAUCUAUCGGCGAUUAGCUGAACUAGUUCCGAACGUCUCGUUUGGCUUAUCGAUAAGGGAACAAAGGGUAGUAGGAGAAAAGGGCAACGUGUGACGGCAAACCACGUGUUACCAUGGUUGCAACCCCCUGGGGGUUGCACGUGACCAGGAGCGGGGCUUCGAGCAACCGGUGCCAUUAAUUGGAUCACGAUCGAGCCACAUUUUUAAGGUCAGCAGAUUAUUGGAACAAUGUCAUUCGUUGGUCGAAGCCCCGAGGGGAACGAUGGAUUUCACCCACAAGCGAGUCUUCUACAUUCUGUCAACGAUUCUGGACCCGUUGGUGACUGAGGAGCCUGAUGACGAAACUGCCGAGGACGAAACAUAAUGCUUGACCAGCUGUGAAUCAGUGAUUAAUCGAUCAACCGUGUCUCUCGCGCGACAACGCUCUCGGAUCUGCGUGUGAUUUCGGAUCUGUUCGGUGAACUCGUCGCAGAUCAUGAUGAAAGCGACUAAGCUUCGUAGAUCUAGAUCCACCAGUGACUUUUCUAGUGUGAAUCUGAACGAACUCGACGACUUGUUGCAUGGCAAACGGAUGAAACUCUCGAAGACUUCGUUUCGUCUGGUCGAUCCCGACGAACGCGCAAGGAGUUUAGAGAACGAGGGAAAGGAGGAGAAAGUUUACCAUCCGAACUGCGACUCGUCCGUGUGGAUGAGGUCCUGCGAGAAAGAAGUGACAGAUCCCUUACCUGGCAAGGUGACUGGAACGAUUCCAUCCUGGCUGAAGGGCACUCUGCUGAGGAACGGACCGGGUAGCUUGAAGGUUGGGGAGUACAGGUUCAACCACCUGUUCGACAGUUCGGCUCUGCUGCACCGAUUCGCCAUUGCGAACGGAAAGGUGACGUAUCAGUGCAGAUUCGUGCAGACGGACGUGUACAAGAAGAACAAAGCUGCGCAGAGGAUAGUCGUGACUGAGUUUGGCACGAAGGCUGUGCCUGAUCCUUGCCAGAGUAUCUUUCAAAGGGUAGCAGCGGUGUUCAAACCUGGCGAAGACUCUGACAACUCGAUGAUAUCUGUUUAUCCGUUUGGCGAUGAGUACUACACGUUCUCCGAAGCUGCGAUGAUUCAUCGCGUCGAUCCGAAGACUUUGGAAACUACUGGCAAGGUGACUGUGUCAGACUACGUAGGUAUUGUGAACCAUACGUCUCAUCCUCAUGUGAUGAAUGAUGGCACUGUGUACAAUAUGGGAAUGAGUCUGUCUCCGCGUGGACCGAAGUACAAUGUUGUGUGCUUUUCGCCAAGUUGUAUUACUAUAGAUGAUUCAGGAGAAGAGAAGGAACUAUCCAUGUUCGAUCAGGCCACAAUAGUCGCCACAGUCCCAUCCAGGUGGUUGCUGAAUCCCUCCUACAUGCACUCAUUUGGUAUCACAGAGAACUACUUCAUAGUGAUUGAACAACCUCUAGCUGUUUCUCUGACUACUUUAUUAUCGUGCAAAGUGAAGCAGGAACCCCUGCGAGCAGCUUUAAAAUGGCACGAGAAUGAAAAUACCCUCAUACAUCUAGUUUCAAGGGAGACAGGAGAAGUAGAAAGAACCUUCGUCAGUGAAAAGUUCUUCUAUCUUCACACUAUCAAUCAAUUCGAGACACGUGACCAUAAUUACGUGGUGUUAGACAUUUGCUGCUACCGGGAUCCACAAAUACUAGAUUGCAUGUUUGUAGACGCGAUGAAGACCAUACACGAGAAUCCAAACUACGCCAACAUGUUCCGUGGCAGGCCUCUACGAUUUAUUUUGCCAUUGAAGCAACCAAAGCCAGACAUUCCUGUAGAAUAUAAUUUGAUCACUGCGGAAACAGUGAACCAAGGCUUAGAGACGUUUAAGGACGUCGAUGAGCCACAAAAAGACACUGAACCAGACUCCACAGCUACGAACGAAACCGCUGUAAAGGUCACCAAGGACCAUCAGAAUGACUACAGGAACAUGCUGCGAAGGAAGGCAGCUGCCCACAGGCUCCCCGAUGGCAACAUCUUCGUGAAACCAGAGUUACUCUGCGAUUUGGGAUGCGAGACACCGAGAUUUAACUACGAAUCCUGUCUCGGCAGGGAGUAUCGGUACUUCUAUGCGAUUUCUAGCGACGUAGACUUGGAGAACCCUGGAACGCUCAUCAAAGUGGACAUUUUGACGAAAACAAGGAAGACGUGGCACGAGAAGAAUGUUUAUCCUGGCGAACCGAUUUUUGUUCCGAAUCCUAAUGGAAGGAAAGAAGAUGACGGAGUGGUGUUGAGUUCCAUAGUGUGGACUGACAAGGAGUCGCAGGUGGGACUGCUGAUUCUAGACGGCGCGACUUUCACGGAAAUCGCGAGGGCCACGUUCGAAGCUCCUGGCCCGGUGCCAAAGUGCUUACACGGUUGGUUUACCUUGGAGAAGUAGAGUAAACUCCGAUUACAAAGGGACGAGUUCCUUGGAAACGUGACCUAGAUAUGUACCUCGCUUACGUGGUGUACAGUAGUGGCCAUGGAUUUUGCACCAGUUUAGAAAUAUGAAUAACUUUAAUUUGUGUAUAAAAUAUAACGAACCUUGUUUUUGGAAAUUAGGGUUUUGAUUAAUGUUAUAGAGAAUAUGAUUCAUUGAAAACUUUGAUUAAUAUUAUAAAGAAUAUAAUUCAUUGAAAGCUUUGAUUAACAUCAGAAAGAACAAAAUCAAUUGCAAUAAAUGCCUGGUGACAUUUUAUUGGCCAUUACUGUACAGCAUAUACUCAGCUCUGCUCGAUACCAGCAAGCAGUUGCACCUUUUUGUAUAUUAAUCGACUGACCACUUACCUCUGAAUCAAAAGAAAUCAAUUAAGGUAAUUAACUUAGGCGAUCGGCUACGUGGAUACUUUAUAAACAUCGACACACAGCACAACAUGUAAAUAAUAUAAUAAAUUAUUUAAUGUCUUCUCCCGAUUGUACAAGUGUACUCAACGACGAUCGUCGUGCACGCGACGAAAGAAAUUUACAAAUAAAAUGGGAUGCAUCGUGAAAUCGUUCGUCAACAC
Molecule: messenger RNA, 3569 nt
Organism: Nomia melanderi (Alkali bee)
Lineage: Eukaryota; Metazoa; Arthropoda; Insecta; Hymenoptera; Halictidae
Gene: ninaB
Product: neither inactivation nor afterpotential B
Biological process (GO): retinal metabolic process; carotene catabolic process
Molecular function (GO): beta-carotene 15,15'-dioxygenase activity; carotenoid dioxygenase activity
Source: RefSeq, a predicted model, not a curated record